AUGAAUGACCCUAUUGAUUCUAUUGUAAGGGAUGAAAGUGAAAAACUAUGGAAAGUAAAAUUAACAUUAGCUGAUAAUACAGAUAAUGAUAUAGAACAAUAUUCAAAACAUUUCGAUAAAGAAACCAUUGAUAAAAAU
Molecule: messenger RNA, 138 nt
Organism: Didymodactylos carnosus
Lineage: Eukaryota; Metazoa; Rotifera; Eurotatoria; Philodinida; Philodinidae
Source: the annotation of a GenBank genome assembly